Messenger RNA from Cyanidioschyzon merolae strain 10D, 3288 nucleotides. Its product is annotated as trehalose-6-phosohate synthase. Lineage: Eukaryota; Rhodophyta; Bangiophyceae; Cyanidiales; Cyanidiaceae. Bases 1 to 3288 code for a protein of 1095 amino acids. The record is from RefSeq and is a predicted model, not a curated record. Gene Ontology annotation, cellular component: cytosol. Gene Ontology annotation, biological process: trehalose biosynthetic process. Gene Ontology annotation, molecular function: starch binding; catalytic activity. The transcript has a single exon.
AUGUUUAAGCACCAGAACGUUACGCCGGAUGCAGGGGCGGUGUCGCCCCACCGGACUCGGGUCACGUUUCUGGUUCGUUGCCGACAAGUUGUGGACGCGGCCGGCGAGCAGUUGGUGCUGGUCGGAGAUCAUCCAGCGCUGGGCAGUUGGGAGCCAGCGCGUGGCGUGCCGAUGACCCGUCAGGAGCGCUCAUCUACCCCGGAGCCGGUAUCGACUAGUGCGAUAGGUCAGCAGGCGCACGCAACGUUGAGCAGCUCGCAGCAGAGCUCCCGCGCAGCUUCCUGGUCGUGCGAAGUGGUGCUCGAUAACGGCUCGCAACUAAACUACAAGUACUGCAUCGUUGCUCGCGACCCAGAUUCAGGUGUCAUCGACCAGAGUCACGAGCCGCGGUUUGAGAGCUUUGAAGGGAACCGCAGGCUGAAAGUGAUGGGCAUCGCGAUGCGCGUUGAUGAUCACAACUUUGGUGAGCGCUACGACGCUACCGACGAGUCCCGCAUUCGGGUGGACUACGGCAGAGUGUUUGGCGGUUUCGAAGCUCCUCGCCAGUUAGAGGUUCCAAGUCUGGAAGGUGGCAGUGUAGGCGAGCAGCUGCCGUACAGCGGUGCAAGCUCCCUACUGGGCACGCUGCCACCGUUGACGAAUCCGCCCACGCUCAUUAUCGUGAUUUACCGUCUCCCGGUUAUUGCAAAGAGAUCGGAGCGGGGCUGGUCGUUUUCCUGGGACGAUGAUGCACUGUAUCUGACUUCGCUGGGACUUCGGCGAGGUCUCGAUGGAAAAAUUCGAAUCCUCUGGGUCGGCGUGCUGAACUGCGACGACGAAGUUCCGAUCCACGAGCAGUCACACGUUAGUAACACGCUGUAUCAGCGCUUCGGCUGUAUACCGGUGUUCCUGCCCACGGAAACCCGAAUGAAAUUCUACCAGGGCUUUUGCAAGGGCGUCCUGUGGCCGCUCUUUCAUAUGAUCACUGAGAUUAUGGACGAGGAAAAAAUGGAAACAAAGAAAUUCGAUCGAAGCUUGUGGCAUGUGUACUGCACCGUGAACCGCAAAUUCGCGGAUACCGUGGUCGCCGUGUACCACGAGCACGACCUCAUCUGGAUCCACGACUACCACCUGAUGGUGUUGCCAUCGCAGCUGCGACGGAAAUUAUCCGGAGCCAAAAUCGGUUUCUUCCUACAUACGCCCUGGCCGUCAAGCGAAAUCUAUCGAAUGUUGCCGGUGCGCGAUGAGCUUCUCCGUGGACUCCUAUCAUCAUCACUCAUUGGAUUUCAUCUCUUUGACUAUGCGCGUCACUUCCUCUCCGCCUGUGUCCGCUUGCUCAACCUGGAGCACGAGUCAUCGCGCGGUGCGCUUGCAGUGGAAUACUCGGGACGACAUGUUAUGAUUCGAGUAUCGCACAUCGGGGUGGAUCCCGACCGCUUUCGUGAACGCCUCGAACAUCCCAACGUGCGACAGGCUGCGGAGACCUUGGCCGGAGAUAUCCACGAUCGCAUCGUUCUCUGCGGUAUUGAUGAUCUGGACAUUGUUAAGGGUAUUGCGCUCAAACUGCAGGCUUUUGAAACGCUCCUCCAAACGUACCCAGGCUACCAUCGCCGCCUCGUCUUGAUGCAAGCAGCGAUCCCGAAGGCUGCGCGCGUCAAGCCCUACGUUCGCGACGAGAUUCGAUCGCUUGUGGAGCGCAUCAACGGCCGCUACGGCAGCGCAGAGUACCGCCCAGUAGUGUACAUCGAGCGAGACAUCACCUUCGACGAGCGUGUGGCCAUGUACAGUCUCGCGGAUGCUAUCUUCCUCACGCCGAUCCGCGAUGGUCUGAAUCUGGUUCCCUAUGAGUACGUCGUAUCGGCGUCCAAGAGCAAGGGUCAGCUGAUCCUCAGCGAGUUCACCGGCUGCUCACGAGCACUUUCUGGAGCAGUUCGCAUCAAUCCGUGGAAUCGAGAAGAGGUUGCCGCUGCGAUCGACUCAGUCCUGCAAAACAACGACGAAGUGAAACAGCGAAAACACGCCGCUGAUUACAGCUAUGUGUGUGAACACACAACAGCCACCUGGGCGUACUCCUUUCUGUCGGAUUUGGAGCGGGCCUCGGAGCCCGUUCGGCGACUGACCAGGCUGGGUCUGGGGUAUGGUGUAGGUGCCCGCCUGGUCGAGUUCGAAGGCUUCCAGCAUGUCUCGCCAGAGACGCUCUCGAAAGCGAUGCGCGAGUCGUCGCAUCGCCUCAUCCUGCUGGAUUACGACGGAACGCUGACCCGCGCCGACCAGCGCCAUGCGCGCAUGGCGCACGCCUGGGCGAAACCCUCGGAGACCGUCAUGCAAUACCUGGAGGCGAUUGCGGAUAAUCCCCAGAAUUUCGUAGUCAUCAUGAGUGGAAGAACCAAAGAGGUCCUAGAGCAAGCCUUCAAAGACCUUGACAAAGUCGGUCUGGCAGCUGAGCACGGGUUCUACUAUCGCUGGAACGGCUCUUGUCCGUGGCAAGAGAGCAAACCGAAUGCGGAUUUGUCGUGGAUUGAGGUUGCACACGAAAUCAUGUUAUCCUACAUGGAGCGUACCGAUGGAAGCUAUAUUGAGCGCAAGACCGCGGGUCUCGUCUGGCACUACAAGGAUGCAGAUCCGGAGUUUGGCAGUUGGCAGGCAAGCGAGAUGCACGACCAUCUGGAGUCGGUGCUCAGCUCACUGGGUGUCCAGGUAAUCUCUGGUAAUCGUUGGGUGCAGGUACGACUCCGCGACGUGAACAAGGGCAUCAUGGUGGAGACCAUUCUUCGACACUACACGCAUCCGACUGACGAGGAUCAUGCGACGAACGAGGGGUCUGCUAUGACAGCAACAACGAGUACGACGACACCUGGUAGUGCUACAGCUGCUGCUACAGCUGCUGGUCAAGAACCUGGCCAAUUGCCGGACUUUGUGCUCUGCUGUGGUGACGAUCGCACUGACGAAGACAUGUUUACGCGCAUUGAUCGCGCGUAUGAACGAUGUCCACCGGCAGUGCGCUCGCGCGUCUUCACCUGUGUCAUCGGUGUCAAGCCCAGCAACGCCCACUUCUACAUUCGGGAUUACGAAGAGAUGAUGGAGAUUUUGGCGGCACUGGCUACUGCCUCCAUGGCGGUGCGCCCGCCACGUUCAGCCACCCUGGAGGAUUUUCGUCUUUCGAUGGCAGCGGGUUCACCACUGCGUUCGGAUUUGAGAACCAGCCUGGAUAACGAUCGCAUCGCGCAUAGUCUCGACACCAGCGACGAUGCGAAUACUACUGGAGCAGGUCUUCAGCGACGCUGGGGUCCAGGACGGCUCGGAGCCUAG